AUCGAUUACUCGUAUCUCAUUCAUAAACCUCAUUUUCGUAAACAUGCAAUAAUCUCGUCUGCCACAUUUACCUUGUUGUAAUUCUCAUAUACAAAUCAAGUGUACGAAAUGCUUGCAUAAAGUAUAUUCGUAUUCCUUUGCUGCAUAAUGGAAAAUCACGAGGAAGAUGAUUUAGAGGAAUUGCGUUCUACAAUAUAUACAUUCCCACCAAACGUGCAGAAUGUGAUAGAACAGGUCCUUCCUAGCACCGAUCCGUUAGAUCAAUCCAAUUUUAAUGUGGUGGAUUAUAUAAAUUCUUUAUUCCCUACGGAACAAUCUUUGUCAAACAUUGAUGAUGUAGUGAAUGACAUGCAGUUUAAAAUACAUAAUAUUGAUAAGGAUAUACGGUCAGUCGUACGUGGUCAGACAAAUGUAGGCCAAGAUGGGAGGGCGGCAUUAGAAGAUGCGCAGAAAGUUAUAAGACAAUUAUUUGUCCAUAUAAAAGACAUAAAAGAUAAGGCGGCACAAUCAGAAGAAGUGGUCAAGGAAAUCACAAGGGAUAUUAAGCAACUGGAUUUUGCUAAAAGAAAUCUUACUGCUUCAAUAACAGCGCUGAAUCAUUUGCACAUGCUUGUAGAAGGAGUUGAUACCUUAAAAGUAUUAACACAAAAGAAACAAUAUGGAGAAAUUAUCUUACCAUUGCAAGCAGUGAUGGAAGUAAUGCAACAUUUUAACAGCUAUAUGGAUAUACCACAAGUGAAGCAAUUAUCUGAUCAAGUAUAUCAAAUUCAUGUUGAGUUGGCUCAGCAGAUCACAGCAGAUUUCAAACAAGCUUUUUCAGGCCAAAAUCCAAAGCAUUUCAAUCAAUUAACAGAAGGAUGUUUAGUAUUAUCAGUAUUAGAUCCUAAAGUGAAGAAAGAUCUGCUUAUUUGGUUUGUAAACAUCCAAUUGCAAGAAUAUGCACAUUUAUUUGAUGAAAAUCAAGAUUUUGCUUGGUUAGAUAAAAUAGAUCGAAGAUACGCAUGGAUCAAGAAACAUUUACUCGAUUUCGAAUCUAAAUUUGGUACAAUCUUUCCCCAAGAUUGGGAGAUUUCCGAGAGAAUAGCUGUACAGUUUUGCCAUGUUACACGUGAAGAUCUCACCAAAUUGAUGAACAAGAGACGUAGUGAAAUAGAUGUUAAAUUGUUGCUUUAUGCAAUUCAGAGAACCAGUAAUUUCGAGUCACUGUUGGCAAAACGUUUUAUUGGUAGUACUUUGGAAACUACCGAUGCUAAAAGUGCAAUAGUCAAUAAUGACGCGACUGAACAAGUUCCAAGAAAUCCCUUUGAAGAAGAAAAUGAGAAGAUUGAAGCUGAGAAAUCGAAAUCUUCUCCAUUCGCAAAUCUUAUAGGAAGAUGUUUUGAACCAUACCUGAAUAUCUAUAUAGAAAGUUUAGAUCGCAAUUUAGCAGAUCUAAUGGAUAAAUUCGUAUCCGACUCUAAAACGCAGCCGCCAGGUGCCAAAGAAUUCGAUGGCAUUGAAGGUCCGAGCAGUGUUUUAAGUUCAUGUGCUGAUCUAUUUGUGUUUUACAAGAAGUGUAUGUUGCAAUGUACGCAACUUAGCACUGGCUUAAUUAUGCUAAGCCUUACUGAGACCUUCCAAAAAUACCUACGAGAAUAUGCAAUCAAAAUCUUACAGAAUAAUUUGCCAAAAAUCGGAGGUAAUGCAGGUAUCGGCACCAGCAUGAGCAACAUCACACGUGACUUUCGAGAUCUAUCAACAUCAGGCUUUAUACAAAAUUUCCAGAGUUUUUUGAAAGAAGGAGAAAUUGCCAGAUUUAACAAAGAGGAACAAAAUCGUAUAUGCUGUAUUUUAACAACAGCGGAAUAUUGUUUAGAAACGACACAACAAUUAGAGGGAAAGCUCCGUGAGAAGACAGAUAAAUGCUAUUCCGACAAAAUUGUUUUAGCUCAAGAACAAGAUAAUUUCCAUAAGGUAAUUUCUCACUGUAUCCAAUUGCUAGUUCAAGAUUUAGAAACAGCUUGUGAAUCCGCAUUGACUGCUAUGACUAAGGUACAAUGGAGUUCUGUGGAAGUAGUAGGUGAUCAAAGUAAUUAUGUUAAUACCAUAAUAGCACAUCUUCGACAAACAAUACCUACCAUCCGAGAUAGACUAUCUUCUUGUCGAAAAUAUUUCACACAAUUUUGUCUGAAGUUUGCCAGCUCUUUCAUAGCAAAAUUAGUACAACAAUUAUUUAAAUGUAAACCAUUAAAUGCCGUUGGCGCAGAACAAUUGUUAUUAGAUGUCCACAUGUUAAAAACAGCUUUGUUGGAUCUUCCAUCAACAGGCUAUCAAGUACAAAGAAAAGCUCCAAUUACAUAUACCAAGGUUGUAGUUAAAGGAAUGGCAAAUGCUGAAAUGAUAUUAAAGAUUGUAAUGUCCUCAAUUGAAUCUCCUAUAGACUUUGUCAAACAAUGCAGAAUGCAUUUACCCGAUUUGCAAUCUUCAGAAUUCCAAAUUUUAGAUAUGAAGGGAUUGAAGAAGACUGAACAAAUUCAAUUUGUUGAGCAAUUUAAACAACUCGAAAGCGCGAAUACUGCAAACACUACAAAGAGUGUAGUACACGAUAGUCCAGAACAUGAAGCUGGAAGAAUUAAAAGACUAGAAAAGCUCGUCAAAAAGAGAAUUUAAAAAUAUUAAAUAUUCUAAUAUUUUUUCAUUGUAAUUGUACAUAUUUAAUAUAUACGAAUUCUUAUUUUAAGUUAUGAUAAGAAAGAACCCUCUCCCCCCUUUAUACAAAAUGGGAACAUAUGUGAAUGUGUGGGAAUACUUUAUCAAAUAAAUAUAAAUAUAGCUGUA
This is a messenger RNA of Nylanderia fulva, 2817 nucleotides long. RefSeq names its product vacuolar protein sorting 53 (gene Vps53). Gene Ontology annotation, cellular component: GARP complex. Gene Ontology annotation, biological process: retrograde transport, endosome to Golgi. The record is from RefSeq and is a predicted model, not a curated record. Lineage: Eukaryota; Metazoa; Arthropoda; Insecta; Hymenoptera; Formicidae.